GAUAGGAUUAGGGAACUCCUGGAUGCCUUAAUUGUGCACUACUACCACCUACUGGAUCCGGGCGAAGAGCAUCGCUACAGGUGUCCUUCCAACAUUUCAGGCAUUUCUGAAAAAGCUGCAACAUGAAAAACCUAUGGUGCACUUGUUGCAUGUGGAAAUGCUGGCACUUGUGAGAGAGCUGAUGAGCAAAUUCAUGAAGCCAGGAGCUAUCCCACUGAGAGUGAAAGAGAUCCUCAAGGUCAAUGUACGGGAUACAGAGGCACAGCUUUCCAACAAAAAUCUUUCUGUCGGAAGAUAUGUGUACACCGCCAUGGCCAAGGCCCGUGUGGAAAAGAAGCUGUGGGUUGGAAACCUGUACAACUCCCUCAGAGAAGGCUACAUGAAGGCAACAGAGUUUCUGCUCAAAAAUCUCCCCCUCGACAACCACAUAGUCACCUCACUCUCCGCUCUGACCCCAUCCCUCAUACAGAGUGAAUCCUUAUGUUCAGCAUUUAUGGCAUUAGGGAAGGCCUUGCCUAAUGUGGUUCCCUCUGAGGCACUCGGCCUACUGCAGGAGGAGGUCCGUGCCUAUCAAAUAGAUCCUGACCUGGUACCUCUGGCCAACACCUAUGAUGAGGAAAACGGCAGAGUUGACGUGGAUUGGUGGAGUCAGGUGGCACUUCUCAGAACAGAGAGAGGUGCGAGAUACCCCACCCUAAUGAAACUUGUGAGAGCUCUGCUUUCCAUCUUCACAGGCCCACUGGUGGAGGGGUCCUUCAACAUCAUGGACGACAUUCUAGAGGCAGACAGGUGCCGAAUGAAUGUUGAAACAUAUGAGGGCCUUGCCAUAAUCAAAUCCACCAUGAAGGCCAGGAAGUGGACGGCCUCAACAAUGUCUAUAGACCAGCCUUUAAGGCAUUCUUGCCUCGCCUCUUAUAAAACAUACCAACUACACCUGGAAAAAAAGAAGGCAAGAGAAGAGGAUAUGAGGCAGAAAAGGAUGACUGAGGCCAUGAGGGUGCGGUCUACAGCAGUGGCAAACAGGAUAGUGAGCCAGGCGAGGAAAUCAAAAAGGCCAGCUAAGGACUGUUCCAGUGGACCCUCCUCUUCCUCCACUAGGCCAGUUGCCAUACCAAAGACCAUCUCCUCUUCAAAACCAAGACCCUUUCGGCCCACUGGGCGGUCCACCUCCUCCUCUGGGCGGUCCACCACCUCCUCUCGGCUGCCUACCACCUCCUCUCGGCUGCUUACCACCUCUCGGCCGUCCUCCUCCUCCUCUAUGCUGUCCACCUCCUCCUCUCAACCGUCCACCACCUCCUCCUCUGGGCCGUCCACCACCUCCUCCUCUGGGCCGUCCUCCUCCUCCUCCUCUGGGCCGUCCACCUCCUCCUCUGGGCCGUCCACCACCUCCUCCUCUGGGCCGUCCACCUCCUCCUCCUCUGGGCAACCAAAGUUAUUUUCUCUGUUUUAUGGUCCAGCCAAGAAAUCCACUGCAACAGCCUCAACUACCUCUGGAAAAAGGAAGAGUUCGGAUGACUCAGCACCCAGUAAAAAGUGGAAAAAAUAGUGCACUUUGUGUUUCAUUUUUGAAACAAGUUGUGAUCAUUCCAACUUCACUGAAAAGUACUUUGGAUAUGCAAAUGUAGCACUUUGUUCAGCACCCAGUAAAAAGGGGAAAAAAUGGAGCACUUUAUGUUUCAUUUUUGAAACAGGUUGUGAUCAUUCCAACCUUACUGAAGCACUUUGUUGAAUUUUAUCUGAUUUAAGUUAUCAUUUUAUGUAGUAUUUAAUGUUUUUGAUGUUACUGGGUUUUUGAUGUUAACGUUCUAUUGGUUUAAAUAACAUUUGUGUAUUUAAUUUGCCAUUCUACUACUGAUGUUCAAAGUUAUUGAAAUGGUGAAAUUGUUAAAUUAUUUCAAUUAUUAAAACUUUUAAUGCUCUCUAAAUGCCAUACUGAAUUUCAUCUACCUUUGUAACAGUUCACCUUGUGACUGUAGGUUAAUUUAUUACUUGUUAAGGACAACGCUGAGCACCAAAACUGGAUAUCAAAAGAAAUGUGGUACAUACAGGUGGUAGAUAUAGUAGAUGCACUUUUGCCAUCUUCUGGCCGUUUUUGGUAUUGGAUUUUCAAAAGUCAAAUUUAAUUUUCCAUUCAUGCAAUCUCUGAUCCCAUGCCCCCACAAACCCCCUGGUAUGGCUUGAAAAUAAACACACAAUCCAAA
Neoarius graeffei (lesser salmon catfish) is the source of this 2201-nucleotide messenger RNA. RefSeq lists its product as uncharacterized. The transcript has 2 exons. The record is from RefSeq and is a predicted model, not a curated record. Lineage: Eukaryota; Metazoa; Chordata; Actinopteri; Siluriformes; Ariidae. The coding region runs from base 134 to 1546 and encodes 470 amino acids.